GUAUUUUGUGAGAAGAAAAAAGAAGAAGAAGAAGAAGAAGAAGAAGAAAUGGAAUCGAAGAGUGUGAUCAUGUCGGCGUUGGGAGUGGGGAUAGGGGUUGGGGUGGGGAUUGGGUUGGCGUCGGGGCAGACCGUCGGGAAAUGGACCAGCGGCGUUCCCUCGUCCGCCGGCGUCACGCCAUCGGCGAUGGAGCAGGAGAUGUUGGCCCUCAUCGUCAACGGAAAGGAUAGCAAAGUCACCUUCGAUCAAUUUCCAUACUAUCUGAGUGAACAAACUAGGGUGCUGUUAUCCAGUGCUGCUUUUGUCCAUCUGAAGAAAGGUGAUAUCAUUAAGCACACACGGAAUCUUUCUCCUGCUAGCCGAACUAUUUUGCUCUCUGGUCCUGCUGAACUUUAUCAGCAAAUGCUUGCGAAGGCUUUAGCUCACUAUUUUGGAGCUGAGUUGCUGUUGUUGGACGUGAAUGAUUUUUCUUUGAAGAUUCAGAGCAAGUAUGGAUCGUCUAAAGAAACAUCUUUUAAAAGGUCUAUAUCUGAAUCAACACUCGGCCGCAUGUCGGAAUUAUUUGGCUCUUUCUCCAUGCUUCAGCCCAAGGAAGAAAAUAAAGGAAUACGUAGACAAAGCAGCGGGGUGGAUCUCGGAUCAGUUGGUUAUGAAGGCUUGAAUCCGGAGAAGCUGCGUCGAAAUGCGUCUGCCUCGGCUAACAUCAAUGAUCUUCUUGCUUUUCCUUCAGCAAGCACUCCUGCAACUUCAGUUCAACCGAAGCGCGAAAGCAGUUGGUCAUUUGACGAAAAGCUGUUCAUACAGACUCUAUACAAGGUUCUGGCCAAAGAAUCAAAAAUGCAUCCUGUUAUACUGUAUCUUAGGGACGUCGAGAAACUACUCAGCAAAUCUCAGAGGUUUUACGUGAUGUUCCAGAAAAUGUUGAAGAGGUUGUCUGGACCGAUACUGAUCCUUGGUUCCAGGAUAAUCGGCCCUGAAAAUGAUUACAAUUUAGUAGAUGAAAAAAUCUCUGCAGUGUUCCCGUACAACAUUGAAAUAAAACCUCCCGUGGAUGAGAACCAUCUCGUGAGCUGGAAGUCUCAGCUAGAAGAUGACAUGAAAAUGAUUCAAUUUCAGGACAACAAAAAUCAUAUAAUGGAAGUACUUGCUGCCAAUGACCUUGAUUGCGAUGAUCUCGGUUCUCUCUGUUUUCCGGACACGAACAUUCUUAGCACCAACAUAGAAGAAAUUGUGGUAACUCCGGAUAACGAAUUCGAAAAGCGAAUCCGUCCAGAAGUCAUCCCAGCUAAGGAAAUCGGUGUAACAUUUGCUGACAUAGGCGCUCUGGACGAUAUCAAGGAAUCUCUUCAAGAACUGAUUCUCUUACCUCUCAGAAGACCCGACCUCUUUAAAGGCGGGCUUCUGAAGCCUUGCAGGGGAAUACUGCUUUUCGGGCCACCUGGCACUGGGAAAACAAUGCUGGCUAAGGCUAUAGCUAACGAAGCUGGGGCCAGCUUCAUCAACGUCUCCAUGUCCACCAUCACUUCCAAAUGGUUUGGUGAGGACGAAAAAAACGUACGAGCCUUGUUCAGUGUUGCGGCAAAAGUCUCCCCGACCAUAAUAUUUGUGGAUGAGGUUGAUAGCAUGCUUGGGCAGAGGAAUAGGGCAGGAGAGCACGAGGCCAUGCGCAAGAUAAAGAAUGAGUUCAUGACUCAUUGGGACGGGCUACUGUCGAAACCUGGGGAGAGGAUACUCGUUCUUGCAGCCACCAAUAGGCCGUUUGAUCUUGAUGAGGCAAUUAUUAGGCGCUUUGAGAGAAGGCAAUUUGUGGGAAUUGAAAUUAUGGUUGGCUUACCAUCAGUCGAGAAUAGAGAGAAGAUCUUGAGGACGUUAUUAUCGAAAGAGAAAGUUGAGGAAGGAUUAGACUUUACCGAGCUUGCAAGAAUGACUGAAGGGUAUAGUGGAAGUGAUCUUAAGAACUUGUGCAUAACUGCUGCUUACCGACCAGUUCGAGAGUUAAUAAAGCAAGAGAGUUUGAAAGAUAAGGAAAAGAAGCAGAAAGGUGGAAAGGGGGAGGAAGGGAAUGAGGAUGGAAAAAGUGCUGAUAAGAAAGAAAGGGUGAUCACUAUUAGGCCAUUGAACAUGGAGGAUUUAAAGGAAGCGAAAAAUCAGGUUGCAGCUAGCUUCGCAGCCGAAGGGUCCAUAAUGAAUGAGCUAAAGCAAUGGAAUGAUUCAUUCGGUGAAGGUGGUUCGAGGAAGAAGGAACAACUGUCUUACUUCUUGUAAGAUUCGAGCUCUUAAAAAGAUAAUGCUAAUCGAGACUGAAGUCCCGAAUUUAGUAAGGAGAUAGCUUUCGUAGUCAGGUUAUAUUUGAGUAUGUUAGGUUUUCAUGCUUUGCAAUUGUUGUUGUUGUUGUUGUCGAGUUAGCCUGUUACUCUCCCACUCUCACUCUGAAACUCAAAACUUUGUUUCAUGGGAUGAUUGGAGUGUGUUGGAACUUAAAAUACAUAUAUCCUAUUGCUAAAUAUCCUUAUAUUUUGAAAUACGAGUCAUGUUUUUCUCAAAAUAA
Messenger RNA from Striga asiatica, 2548 nucleotides. Lineage: Eukaryota; Viridiplantae; Streptophyta; Magnoliopsida; Lamiales; Orobanchaceae. The record is from the annotation of a GenBank genome assembly.